Messenger RNA from Cokeromyces recurvatus, 825 nucleotides. RefSeq lists its product as uncharacterized. Bases 1 to 825 code for a protein of 274 amino acids. NCBI's taxonomy places the organism in Eukaryota, Fungi, Mucoromycota, Mucoromycetes, Mucorales, Mucoraceae. The transcript is spliced from 4 exons. The record is from RefSeq and is a predicted model, not a curated record.
AUGAACACUGAUUUUGAAAUGAAUGAAUUAAGCCUCCAACUAGAGGAAGAGGAACAAAUUACCGAGAUUUAUGCUAGCAUGAUGUCUAUGAUGCGAUCUAAAUGGGUAACCACUAUGCCUUCCUCAUACGCUAUGGAUCUCGAUGAAGAAGUUAAUGAAGAACUGGGAGUUCUUGACUCAGAAGAGAAUAACUAUAACGAAGAUAAUAGUGAAAAUGAGAAUGAAAGUAACGAUGAACUAGUAAAGCCCCCUGUCGAAGUAUUUGCUAAGAAACUUGCCAGCAGCAAUAAAGAAAAAGAGAAAACUUUGAAAUACAGAAAGAAUAUGGUUCCUGUAAAAGACGCAGCUUUACGAACUGGUAUCCUUUUAAGUUCAUGUUGUGAUUUAGGCCCUAACCAUUUUUCCACUUACUGUAACUUUACUGAUGGCAUCACUUCUCCUGGUUCUAUCUCAUCUAUUACUUUUCAAAGAGGAAUGUCUCAGUUCUGUAUUGACUAUAUCUUUGUCACCUCUGAUCUCUCCUCUUCUAUUACUUACAAUAAAUUCUCAACGACCUACAUUAAUCCGGCCUGGCCAGAUCAUUUUCUUUUAUCUAGUCAUCUUCAUCUUCAGGCUCCCAUUUCUACCUCUUCGGCUUCUGCUAUUGGUAAAGGCCUAUGGAGGGCUCACCCGAAACUCGCUAAAAACUCUGCUUUUAAAAAAAGGUUACGGGUUGCUCUUGCUAAAUGCGUUCAAUCGCUUGAUUCUACUCUUACCGCCGCUGAGAAAUGGGAACGUCUUAAACAAUGCACUGCUAAUGUUUGUCGCUCAUUUUAUCGCCGUUAA